Messenger RNA from Oxyura jamaicensis (ruddy duck), 13941 nucleotides. RefSeq names its product matrix metallopeptidase 16 (gene MMP16). Gene Ontology annotation, cellular component: extracellular matrix. The transcript is spliced from 10 exons. Gene Ontology annotation, molecular function: metalloendopeptidase activity; zinc ion binding. Bases 381 to 2210 code for a protein of 609 amino acids. Lineage: Eukaryota; Metazoa; Chordata; Aves; Anseriformes; Anatidae. The record is from RefSeq and is a predicted model, not a curated record. Gene Ontology annotation, biological process: proteolysis; collagen catabolic process; skeletal system development.
GGAGGGAGGGGAGGAGGGGGAGGGGGAGGAGGGGGAGGAGGAGGAGGACACGGGGAGGCGGCUGCUGCUGCUGCUGCCGGGCAGAGAGGAGUCGUGCCGGAGCUGCGGCGGCACUCGGACGCCACAUUCCCCCCGUACGGGACUGGCGGGGAGGAUGAGCGAGAGCUGAGCUUGCUGCCGGAGCUGCUAAGUCCCCCUUCCUCCUCCUCCUUCUCCUCCUCCACCUCCUCCCCUGCUGUGGGUGAACCUGCGCUACGGGCUCUUCACCGACCCGGGGAGGGGGCUGGUUUGUUUGUGUAUUUGUUUAAGGAACAGAGAGAGAGGGGGAGAGAGAGAGAGAGAGAGGGAGAGAUCUUCCAUCCGUUGAAGCACAGUUCACUAUGAUCGUACUCGCAUUCAGCACUGGAAGCCGGUUGGAUUUCGUGUCUCGGUCCAGGGUGUUUUUCUUGCAAACCUUCCUUUGGAUUUUAUGUGCUACAGUGUGCAAAGCGGAGCAGUAUUUCAAUGUGGAGGUAUGGUUACAAAAGUAUGGCUACCUUCCACCAACUGACCCCAGAAUGUCGGUGUUGCGCUCUGCAGAAACCAUGCAAUCAGCUAUAGCUGCCAUGCAGCAGUUCUAUGGCAUUAAUAUGACAGGAAAAGUGGACAGGAACACAAUUGACUGGAUGAAGAAGCCUCGAUGUGGUGUGCCUGACCAAACAAGAGGUAGCUCUAAAUUUAACAUUCGUCGGAAACGAUAUGCGUUAACAGGACAGAAGUGGCAGCACAAACAUAUCACUUACAGCAUUAAGAACGUCACUCCAAAAGUAGGUGAUGCUGAAACUCGUAAAGCCAUUCGCCGUGCCUUUGAUGUGUGGCAGAAUGUAACUCCUCUAACAUUUGAAGAAGUUCCUUAUAUUGAAUUAGAAAAUGGCAAGAGGGACGUGGAUAUUACAAUCAUUUUUGCAUCAGGUUUUCAUGGAGACAGUUCUCCCUUUGACGGGGAGGGAGGAUUUUUGGCCCAUGCAUAUUUUCCUGGGCCAGGAAUUGGGGGAGACACUCAUUUUGACUCAGAUGAGCCAUGGACUUUGGGAAAUCCUAAUCAUGAUGGAAAUGAUCUGUUUCUAGUUGCUGUGCAUGAACUGGGACAUGCUCUGGGCUUGGAGCAUUCUAAUGAUCCCACAGCAAUCAUGGCUCCAUUUUACCAGUAUAUGGAAACUGAUAACUUCAAACUGCCUAACGAUGAUUUACAGGGCAUCCAGAAGAUAUAUGGUCCCCCUGACAGGAUCCCACCACCAACAAGACCUCUGCCAACAGUGCCCCCACAUCGUUCGAUCCCUCCAGCAGACCCGCGGAAGAAUGACAGACAACCUAAACCUCCCCGGCCACCCACUGGUGAUAAACCUUCCUAUCCUGGGGCCAAACCUAACAUCUGUGAUGGGAACUUCAACACUCUGGCUAUUCUUCGCCGGGAAAUGUUUGUUUUCAAGGAUCAGUGGUUUUGGCGAGUCAGAAACAACAGGGUUAUGGAUGGAUAUCCCAUGCAGAUUACCUAUUUCUGGAGAGGACUGCCUCCCAGCAUUGAUGCAGUUUAUGAAAACAGUGAUGGGAAUUUUGUCUUCUUUAAAGGUAACAAGUUCUGGGUUUUCAAGGACACUACUCUCCAGCCAGGGUAUCCUCAUGAUUUGAUAACACUUGGAAGUGGAAUUCCUUCCCAUGGUAUUGAUUCAGCAAUUUGGUGGGAAGAUGUUGGGAAAACCUACUUCUUCAAAGGAGAUAGGUACUGGAGGUACAGUGAAGAAAUGAGAUCCAUGGACCCUGGUUAUCCCAAACCAAUCACAAUUUGGAAAGGUAUCCCAGAAUCUCCUCAGGGAGCCUUUGUCCACAAAGAAAAUGGCUUCACAUAUUUCUACAAAGGAAAAGAGUAUUGGAAAUUCAAUAACCAGAUGCUCAGAGUGGAACCUGGCUACCCCAGAUCCAUCCUCAAGGAUUUUAUGGGCUGUGAUGGACCAACAGACCGAGACAAAGAUCGACACAGCCCUCAAGAUGACGUUGACAUUGUCAUCAAAUUGGACAACACAGCCAGCACUGUGAAAGCCAUAGCCAUCGUCAUUCCUUGCAUCCUGGCCUUGUGCCUCCUUGUCUUGGUUUACACUGUGUUCCAGUUCAAAAGGAAAGGAACACCCCGCCACAUACUGUACUGCAAACGCUCUAUGCAAGAGUGGGUGUGAUGUAGGGUUUUGUUGUUUUUCUUUCCCUCCCAGGAGUUUGUGGUAACUUGAGGUUCAACACAAGAGCUGUUAUGCAGUUUCCUAGCUAGGAGCAGGCAUCUGUCGGUCUGAAACAAAGCUGAUCUUUAAAACCCAGGGGGUUGCCUGUCCUGCGCAUGAGUGGCGAUUUGCUCAGCUGGGAAGCUUCCAUGAUACAAAGUAUCUGCUGUUUCUUCAGUCCUUUGUCUUUCUUUGUCAUUCAAUUUAGGCCUUUCCUCUGCACGCUAAAUGCCCGAUAAACUAUCAGGAUUAACUAAUGAAGAGGAAAAAUAAAAAAUCUCCAAUGUUUCUACAUUUUUCCCUUAAGGCCUGUUCCCCUUUGAAAAUUUUUUUGCUGAAGGUCAAUUUUUUUAGAAAAAAUACAACAACCCACAAUGGAACUUUCAGGAAAGUGAGAAGACCCAAAACAGCUUUGUCUCCAAAGAGGAUUGCUUUCUGUCUGCUAUGGAUAAAGUCCUAUACUCCUACUUCCAGUUUGUCAGGUGGGAGACCCGGAUGACACGCAGGACUUCAGACUGUUCGGACAGCCAUUUUCCAACAAACAAGGGGCCAAAAUAUCUGCAAUAUAGUAACAGCCUUAAUAAUACAUUCAUUUUGUGUUUUAUACAGCUGCUCUGGGCUAUGUCCUCAAUGUUUUAAACUCAUUUAUAUUCAUUACUAUAUUCAAGCGGAAUCUUUUUAUUGAUUUGUUUGAUUUGGGGUUGGUUUUCCUGCAUAAUUUUUCCCAAGCUGUACCAAGCCAACUGCCCCAGGCCUUUCACAGGUCUGUCAGGAGCACUCAUUCCAAAGCAUGGUAAAAAGCAGUGUGUCUCUGAAGUGGAUUUCAAUGAACUAAAGCAACAGUCAUGCUGUAGAGAAACUUGACACUGGUAUUACUUUGGUGUAACCCUUUGAGAACUAUUGCAUCGGUUUUCAGAGUCUGGUGGAUGUUAAUCUUGGUUGUCAUUAAAUUACAGGAUUGUGUUUCGGAAAUACAGGUUUUAAAAGAAUUUUUUAAAAAUAAAUAAAUAAAUAAAUAAAUAAACUGAUUUCCUGUGACUGCAAGUGAGUGUUUUUAAUUACUUGCAUUAUUGAUACAAAAGCAUUUAUAACAUAAAGAGAAAACAAACUAUAUUUACCAGCUACUUUCUGGUUAAAUGAACCAAACAUAUUUUAAUAUCUUCUACCACUUACCAAGGAUUUUUCUGAACUGGCUACAGUUUUAUAGCUUAGCCUUUUAUCUUAAGCAUCUUGAAUUUCUCUUUUAAACUAUGUUGCAUGAUAAUUCAAUUUGCCUCUUCAGAGGUAUAGUUAAAGUUUCAAAGGAAAACUAAAAUGAUGACUCUGAUAUUGCAUGAAUAUCCUCUGGUGUGUUACCCCCUUGCAUGUUCACCAUAGUUCUCAAAGGGUUAGUCAAAUCUCUGGCCUUUAGCUGAACGUGAUAUCACUGGCAGAGCCAAGGGACCACCAAAGCAUUUUGUCAUUACGUGUAAUUUGUGCUAACAGCAGUAUUGUCAUUUUCAUGUGACCUGCAGAGCAGGUUUGUAUCAAUAUUUUUUUCCUAGAGAAAAGUCAGCAACUGACAGACCUCUUUAUUGAUUUUAGGAGCUGCUUCUUGCAGUGAUAGGCUUUACAGUCACUGAGCUGUGAACUUAUUAAAGAUGGUCAGAGUGAUGCACCCCAAAUGUCAGACACCUGGUUUUUUAUGAAAGCCAGGAUUUGAGGGGAGUAGCUUUUGCAACAAUGAACAGCUUGCCUUGAACUUGAUUAUUGACCUGUUGACUGUCAUUACCAAGUUAAACAUUGUCUUCUGUGAACAGCUUCACUGUCUGAAUUUCCUUAAAGUGUACUGUCCUAUGUCUUUGCUCUUUGACCUUUAACUUGCAAACUGGCACAAACUGAAUGGAAUCUGGUGUUGCUAAUGAUCUAAGAUGGGUUUAGUUUCUUAAAAGGCCUGAUGCACAUUAUCCAAAAUUAGAGAACAAAAUGUUGAAGUGUUUUCUUAGGAAAGAAAAGACAGAAACAAAAAUAUUUAUGAUAGAUCUGUAGAAAGGUAUUUUGCUAUGUAUACAUGCACACUCUAAAAAUGAACUACAGUAGAAAUGAUUUUUUAUUUAACUUGAAUACAAUUUUUCCAUAUAAAGUUAUCAUUUCUACAGAUAGCUAGUUAUUAAUGAAAAGGUUAUAGGAAAGUAUUAAAAUACUUGAAAUGGCCAAUAUCGGCUUUUACAUAAAAUGAGACUUUUGUACUACAUUCAGCCAAUUUCUUACUGAUUUCUUAAUUCAUGUAACUGGAUCAUUUUUUAGAGAGUGUAGGUAUAUAUACACAUAUAUUAUGGUUAUUAUUAUUUUGGUAAUGAAUAGCUUGACUGCCUUGAAUUUAUAUUUAUAUUGAGCAUAGCAUGAAAAAUAGUAUGCCUUUUUGUUCAAUUACAUGAUUUUAUAUUGAUUUGAGGACUUAUUUUAUGGACAUAAGUGGCAUGCUAUAAAGCAUUGCAAAUUGUUAUUUCUUAGAGCAUAAACAGAUAUACAUAUGUAACGGCUAACAGAAAUGAAGAUUAGAAAAAGAUAUAGUUUUAAAACAAAUAUGCAAUGCAGAUGGCAUUUUCGAGAUGUUUUGUAGAGGUACUGCAUACUGUAGGUUAGAAAUGCACCAGUAUCAGCCCAUAGCAUUAUUUAGUAAAUCCAAUUCAGUUGUUGCUGAAAAUAUAUAUUAAAUCACAGUUAAGUAACAUAGGGAAUUUACUGCACAUCUGCUCAUUUGGUGAAUUCGGAAUUCAAUGCCUUUUUGUCAUAUAUAUUAAUAUGUGUGUGUGUGCAUACAUUUAUAUAUUUAGAAAUGCAUACACACAUUCACAUACACAUACAUGCAUAUUUUAAUUCAUGCAUAGAUUUUUAUUGUCAGCAAUCUACUAUAACUUAUUUUGCUACAGACAGAACAAAAUGAUUCAUCACCCGUUCCAAUUUUGUCCCUUGGAGAGUUGGUGGAAAAUACUAACACUAUUUACUCUGCACUUGUUGGAAAACCUGUUCUCCUCUACAACAGGAGAACUGAUUUUAUAUUAUCUUUAUUUCAGAACAGCAUCUCAUCUGUUUUUUUUUGUUCACUUGAAAAUUUCACUUCAAGUUUGAAAUAUCUUUCAUGGCAGCUUUAACUUUUUGUGCAACUGUUUCCCUGAGAGUAAUGAAGUGCUGAGCAUGUUGACUGUUGUUUUUUGAUAAAGUAACAAAAAUGUUUGCAUUUGGAGAACUUAAUUUUAAUUAUGCAGGAAGGUAAGUGUGAUAAGUCUAGUGCUUGGUUUAUGGUACAUCAUAGAUACCUGAAUACACAAGUUGAUUAUUUUCUUUUAUUCUAAAGUGCAUAUAUAUUAUAUACAGAGAGGGAAAAGUAAUAUUAUAUUGGCAUGUUUAUGUCAUGCAGAGCAAGAUUUUGUCAGCAUUUCUCUUAUAUAAUCCUAUUUUCAGUAGGUUAUAACACAGUCAUAAAGGUUUGUUUUAAGUAAAAAAUGUAGGAGCAAUUGUGGUGGUCUUUCCAAAUACAUGUUGGCUGACUUUGAAUUAUGGAAGUUCAGAUUAAAUUAGUGGUGUUGCCUGAUUUAGUUUUGAACUCAAACAAGUAAAAGUUCUAAGACAAUGUUAUUUUUUGAACAGUUGUUUUCCUACCAGAGCCUACAAGCACUAAUCUAAAACAAACUAAUCUAAAACAAAGUGAUUGAGUUCUUCAAUCUGGGUUCCUAUUCACAUGUUGUAACUUUUCACAUAAAUUUUUUAAUAAGCUUUUCCAUAUUGCUACUGUCACGAUCUGUACUGUGGAACAAUACAAAACUGAAUAUUAAUUGUGUUAAUCAGUUACAGUCUAUCAAGCUGACUAUGCAGAGCUGUGUGUCUUCAAAAUACUAUGGUCUGUAUGACACAGGAGGCCAGAGUAGAUAACAUAACUGUUUCACCUGGCCUUUUAAUGUAUAAAGCUAUGAAAAGGUUAUUGACUGUAACAUAUUGACACAAUAUAUAUAUUUUUUUUCAAAAAAUACACUUAAAAAAGUAUGUAACUGUAUAUUUACUGGAUAGCCUGAGAUGGGGAGACUCAAAUGGCUCCAAAGGAGCCCUUUCAAGUCUCCUGAACAAAUGUAAUACACGUUUUAUAUCUUCCUAUGAAUUUUUGUUCUUUUUCUUUUUUCAAAGUGGAGUAAAGGGAGGGAAUAAUUAAAGAAAAAAAAAAAAAAAAGAAAAAAAAAGAAAAAGAAAAGCUACUUUUGUGAAUGAAAAUGACAGAAAUUAAUAUAUUCAAACAUAAGGGGCAGAUUUACACUUUCUCUUGGCAGUGUACUUCACCUCCCAGUUGUUUGGCCAAGACUCUUGUGCUAUGAGCACUCUGGAUUAAGAACAGAGUGUAAGAAUUAAUUUUGAAUUUUCAGAUUUUUUUGGCUUACUUCACAAUCCUAAUGUCAGUUAAAUGUAGUUUUUGGUACCAAAUUAUAUAGAAUAGAGUUCUAGCUUGUUGGUUAGAAAAAAAAUGUGUGUAGGGUAGAAGGUAGGUCUGCCUAAAAGCAACGGAAAUAUUACUUUCCUAUUCUACUUUUUUGUUAUUAUUAUUAUUAUUAUUAUUAUUGCAUUUGAACCAUCACUAGGGCAAAGCUUAAAAAAAAAGCCAAAUAGAAAACUGAACAGUGAAUGUUCCAGUCACUGCAUUUUUAAGAAAGUAUAAAUGCAAACUAUCACACCAUUAGCAGCCUAAAUUGGAGAUAGCACAAGAUAACCAGCCUGAAGAAGGAUAUGGCUGCAGGGGCUUGCUCUCUCCCAGCUUACAUAUAUUCUUAGAAUGAGGCCUAAGUUUUAUCACCAAUUGCAGAGGUGGAGGAAGCUGCGUACCAUAGUAGUAAGAGAUUUGAUGCAGCCAUUACAGAAAGAUAGCUCCCUGUUGCCUUUUGUUGUUGUCAAGACUGUCUUUGGACAGCUCUAUUUCCAGAAGUGUAAAUAGAAGACUGCAGUCCUAUGAGCCACAAGGAAAAUCAUUAUUAUCAGUGGAAGGAACAAAUGUCACUGGCCACUUAGGAGUUCAGCUAUGCUGUAAAUCAAAUAAUGUUUUGUGUGAGUCGAGGAACAGAUAACCUGUUAUUGAAUACAAUGCUAUAUCUGUGACUGAUAGACCAGUGUUGUUAUGUUAAGAAUACUUCCUUAGCUCAAAGCACACAGACUCUAGACAGAGUGGUUCAAACAAGAUAAGACCAUUUAAACAUAUGUCAGUUACAAAAUCAGGUGUAAAUGAACCAUAUAACAUAUAAACAUAAAAUUAGUAUCUGUUUAUGCAUAUAAAUCACUGAUUUGUCAGCCAAAGAUCUCAUAAAAAAAAAAAAAUGUAAUGUGUGAGUCCAAUCUCUCUAAUCCAUUCUUAUGACUUAUCCUCUGAGAUGUCAGAGACUGAGAGAUCGACAUUGUCAUCAGUGCCAUAGAUGCUGAAAAUGUCUGGUAAACAUCAAAAGUAUACCAUCAUUUGUUGUGGACUGGCUCCAUUUUACAAUUGACCUAAGGUAGACUCUAGUGUUGGACAGCAUAGAUUCUCUAUGACGUGUUAUUUGAGGUAUGUAUGUAACUAAGAAAGUACAAUGAUAACUGGAGUUUAUAUUUUGAAGGUUCAUCAGUAUGUGACCACAGUAAGCAUUUGUUCAUCAAAUCAAAAUGUCUUUCAAAGUAUGUAGACAGCAUUGAACACAAACAUCAUAAACAGGUUUUGACUUUCAGCAUUCAUAAGCUUUAGCAUAUCAUCUAGAAUUUGUAGUCAGUGGCAGUUGCCUAUCCUCUUGUUGAGAUAUGACAUUCUAUGUGAGGUGUUUAAAGUAUGUUGACCCUGUGCAUAUAGCCUUAAGUAUUAUUCUGGUCUGCCCAUAGUACAGAUGAAAUAAAUUUGAGAGACAGAUAAAAUAUAAAUGAAGAAAUGUUGAUUGAAACUAACAUACUAAACAGGAUUUUCUACACUUGGAUGUGCAUGCAGCACAGUGCUGCUUGCUGUCACACUACAUAAACUAACCAUUACAUAUGCCAGCCAUUUAUGAUGGCACAAAGCUUUCCAGUCAUACAGCUUAGUUUCUUCUGCUUCUGUAAAAUGACAUUGUCCACAGCUGGUAAUUAUAGUAGCCACCACAUAAACUAAAGUUUUCUAUUUAGUUAAUAGCCAUCUCUACCCUAUGAAAUUGCAUCAUUUCCUUUUUAUAACUACACCCUUAAUCUCUUUGGCAAGCUCUCAGCAUAUCUUAAUUCAUAGUCUUUCGUGCCCAAUAAAUAAAUAAAUAAAUAAAUAAAUAAAUAAAUAAAUUUCCUCUUGCAGUAAAAUAUAUACUGAGCAUUCUCUUCAUCUUGCCAUCUGGCACUGACACAUGGAAUAAUCACUUUUAUUCUGUGCCAUGCAUGUGUCCUGGAUCAGACAUUUGCCCAUCCAUCAUUCUGGGAACUGGGUUUCUGGGAAGUAGGAUUAGCAACAGAAGGCUGGUAUAAAAUAGCUUUAUGCAGUAACUGCUUAGACCUUAACAUUAUGACAACAGAGUUUGAAGAGUUUUUAGGGAAGUAAUAUAUUACUUACACACUGGUAACAAUGCACUGUAAUUCUGCCAAUCAAUGCAUGCUCAGCUGUGUUCGCCAUUUGCUGAGAGUAGCGUGUUAAAUCAGAAAAUAAUGUUUCCAAUCCAUAUUUCCAUCUUUAUGUAUUGACAUAGUUUAAAACCCAUACUAGACAUACUACACACAUACUUGUACUUACAUGGCUAUAAAUAGAAUUGCCAGACUUGCAGAAGCUGACAGUGCUUAGGGUCAGUAUGUAGUCAGUGCUAACUCAUUUAUAAGGUGUGAAAAAAAAAUGUUUCCCUUACUAUGAUUUCACAGCCUCAAAGAGAAAAAGGAGGUUGGCCAGUAGUGUAAAAUGGAGGUUUAAAAUACUCUAUUUUUCAGUGUUAACACUUACAUAUAAUAUGUAGCCCCCCCAAAAAAACACUAUUAUACAACUGACAUAUUCAAGAUUAAAUGCACAGCCCCAGCCCCACAUUUAUGCAUAAAAAGAAUCUAAACAGAUUCAUAUACUAUAUAUGCAGUGCUUGGCUAUUACUACAAAAUUUUCAGUGCUCACACUGAUCACAUUCAUAUUUUAUGGGAUCACCAUGUUGAAGUCAGCUCUGAGCAGUUUGUUUGCUUGGACAGAGAGUUAUACACAUUAGGAAAGCACUGUUAUAUGCAUUAGGAAAAGAUACAUUUGGUGGUGUGUAUUCAGAAGACAUCACCAGCAACCUACAGCACUGUUUUAAAUGAUUGUGGCAAACCAAAAUUCACACCUGAAAGGCAGAGCUGUGUUUGUAUAGCUGUGCUUCACCUUACAUAAUGAAGUGCUAUGAACUCAGGUCAUGAAUAAUAAGGCAGAUGAAAACUAUUAAAAACAAACAAACAAACAGACAACAAAAAUAACAGCCGUCAGGACAUUAAUUUUCAAUACUCACUCAGCUCACAGAAAUACCUGAGACUGCUAUACCCAAGAAAAUUUAAUUCUGAGUAGCAAUCCAGUAUUGAAGGAAUGUGUGAUGACACAAAUAACCUAUUCUCAGUUCUUACACUGUAUAAUGCAUUUGGUGAAAUACUGUCAACUAAGUAUAUGUCUAACAUCCAUCCUUUGUGUGUUUCUGAAACCAAGCAGACAUCUCUUGUCAAUUCAUGCUUAAAAGUUCGGACUUGUAGUGUCAUUCACUAUUACUGUCUUACUGUGUCUGAAUGAAAACUAUGUUAUAGGAUAGAUUGAGGACUAUGAAUCUCCCAUAAAAGAUACACAGGCCAUCAUCUGCUAUCUAUGUAUUCCUUUGAAGGUUGUUGUCCUUGGUUCAUGGUGAUGACAAAUACAGCUAUUUAGGACCAUUGAAAUCUUUCUUAGAGAAAACCUAUAUUAGUCAUGAAUUGUCUUUCCAAAACAUCUAGGAUCCACAGGACAGCCAACUAGGUCUUUUGAUCAAAGAAAUCAGGCAGACACAUGAAAAAGCAGGGGAAGUGCAUUUCUGUUUAUCAUUUCUAGAAGAAUACAAGAAAAGGAAUGAGAACACUUUGCUUCAUAACUGCAAAGGCAAAGCCAAUUUGACGGGUAGGGAAGGAACCAAAGAUGAUUGACACCACAGAAAAUUUCAUGUACCCACUACCUUGGUUACUGACAUUAGAACAAAAAGACAUAUUAUCAGGAACUCGGUGAUAGCUUUGAAAGUAUUAUUGAUUUCCAACAACAACAACAAAAAUAUACUUUUUACACUUUAGAAAGUCCACUGGAUUAUAUAUUUGAUGUCAUAUCCCACUGGUCAGUCAAAAAGGCACCUCAGUAGAGUUGCCCUAAAUCUGACUACAAAUAUAUAGAGAGCACAAUAAAUAUCUUCUACAAUUGUAAACCGUUCAAGGAAGGAUUAGUCAAACCAAUAUCCUGAAUCUAUGUGCAAAAACUUGUCACAGUUUUUACCCUUGUUUUUAGAAAUUAGAACCCCAUAGUUAUCCAUCACUUGAAGAACUGUGCUGGAUGAGAUGCUGAAGGAGAAUGAAGCCUUUACCCAUGUUAGUCUAUAUUACAGACAUGUAUCUUUAUUUCUAUAUCUCAGUCCUGAAAUAUUCGAUUUAAUAGAAACACAUCUAUGACAUCUGGAUGAAUCAUGUAUCUUUUUUUUUUUUUUUUUUUUUUUUUUUAAUUCAAAUUGAUAAAUAUGUUCAAAUUUCCAAUCCCUCCCCAUUUAUUUUUUUUCCACUGUGCCUUGACGUAUUUUCUGACUGAUUGAUACAAUUUUUAAUGUAUUCUGAUCUUCAUAGACAAGUGAGAAAUGGUCUCUUAACUCUACAGACGAAGAAAAUAAAAUUUUGUUGUCCACCUCAUUAAUGAUAUAUGUUUUCACAGACUAUCACUGGGAAAUGCAGCUUUUUGUCAAUGAUGUAAAGGUAGUACCUUCUCAAAAACACAUCAUAUGCACAUUACAGGAACUUGGAAUAUAUCUUUCACUAAAUCUUGUUCAUUGUCCAGUACCCCAACAGCUGAGCUCCAAGUUAUUCACUUCAGAUUGCUAAAGUCUCUGACAUCCAUUGGCACAGCCAUUCUUUAACUUUUAUAAAAAUCAUGUGGCACAGCCAGCACUGACCAUCAUAGACUUCAUGUUUGCAUCUCAUGGCUAUUCCAUUGGUCAUAAUGUAACAGCAAAGAGCUACCAUUUUUGAUGCCAGCCCUUGCACACUAUUUACCUCCAUAGUUUAUAUUGUCUGUGAGAGAUGGGAAGUCUAGAAAGCUGUAUUUUGAGAGUAUUGGUAUUAUUUGCAGUUGUACUAGUUCUUGUCUUUAACCUUUUCUCUUCCAUCUUUGCAUUCUGAUGCCUGUAAUUUAUACUAUAGCUACGCCAACAAUAAUUAUAGGACUGGACCCUCCUCUACACCAAGUCAGUUCAUAUACAGACAUCAACCACCAUUAAAUUAUAACUCUGGCAUAACAGACUAACACUGUUGCAUGGUUGAAUGUUUUCCUAUUAUGCAUUGUUUUCUGAAUUAUCCUAAUUUUUAGCUGUCAUAAACAGUGUAUUUAUGAAGAGCUCUCCCUAUCAUCUGCUACUGUAGGCUGGGAAUUAGAUUCAUUAUGCAGAUCAUUAACAGCUUGCAGAGAAAGGUGCAAGUGUUUGACUUCUGCAGGUUUACUGUACAUGGUGUAUUCCUACAUGCUCAGAAGAUGUUUAAGGGAGGUUAUGUUUGCUCUUUGCCAGUCCCGUGGUUGGUACUGUUAGUGGUUAAAGUGUGUAUGGCUGUUUUUUUUGGAUGUAGUCAAUCAGUUUGAUAUGUUUGUACAUACUUCUUGUACAUACAAGAAGUUUUUUUGUUUGUUUGUUUGUUUGUUUUUCCUACUACAUACACAUUCUUGUUUCCAUUACUUUCCAAAUAACAUUCAAUUUUUUCUUUUCACUCCAAGUGGUAUAAUCUUUUAUCUAUCAGAAUGUUUUUUGUUUGUUUGUUUGUUUGUUUAGUCCCGUUUUUUUCUGAUUUUAGAAGCUGAUUCUAUUUUCUAUGUAGUUACCAUUCCUAAAGUUGCCUCCACCUAAUUCCCUGUAAUUAGAGUAGAAAUUAAUCUGGUUCCAAUACGUUAGCUAGUAUCUGCUACAAUUAUGAGUCUCUUCCCACACCAUGAUAUCCUUGUUUAUCCUCCAUCUCUGAGAAAGAAGAAACAAACUUUUCAUGUAGAGACAAGGAUUUUGGUACAGUUGCUAGGAUAUCUCAGAAAGUGGUUUUAUGCAUAACAUGACUGUAAAACCCACACAUUGUUAAACAUCAACUCUUUUCAAGCUCUACUUCGUGAACCAUCCAACAGUUGCUCACUUAAUUUAUAAGGCCUGACAAAUAACUCAGAAUAUAGAUGUGAUGAUUUCUCUGUGUCAUGCAAAUUUCUUAUCUUUAUUUUCUUUUCUCAGCAUAGCCCCAUGCAUUUCAUGCCCAUGUUUGGCUCAUUAGAAUGUAUGUUAGUAACAAAAUAACUGGAGCAUUUUUUUAUUAUUUUUUCUUCUGCAAUUAAAUGUCAUUUUAUUAUUGUUAUUUUAUUCUAUUUUAGUUUAUUUUAUUGGCUCACAGUGCAUUCUAUACAGUAACCUUUUUAUAACUGACAUAUGUUAUUCCUUCAGGUAGCUUUUACUGACAAACACAAAGCUUGAUUGUGUGCAAAUGCAAGGCUGACUAAAUGGUGCUAAAGUGUAUUAUGACUGUCAGAUAUAAUCAGGCAAAAUUUUGUGGUGCUUAGACUGAUUUUUUUUCAUUGAUUUUAUUGAUCAAUGCAUUGAACAGUGUUUUAUUAUACACAAGUUGUCUUUCAUUAGUAAAUCAAGACCUCAUAGUAACAUUGUUAAAAUGGGUUAACUAAUCUAUGUAACAGCUCACCAAGCUAUUAUCCCUUUAACUCCUUAUAAUGUUGUGUCAUUAAAGGUCAAGGGGUCAUGAUAAUAAUCUCAUUUCUGUAGACCAUUAACAUGACUGAACAUUUUCAACAAAGUACUUAUGUUUACAAUGCUAUAACCCUUUGACUGCUGCGGCAACCUUUAACCACAGAAAGUCACAUGCUAGAAUCAUCAUUACGGUUCUUGCCAUGGCAAUCAAAGAGUUAAGGGCUGUGCAGUGAUUUGUUUUAUAUUUAUUAAUUUAUAUUUAUUUUUGUUUUCAUUUGAGAAGGGGGAAAUGGGGUGGGGCAGUUAUUGUCUGCUGUAAGUGUCUUAACCAAGGGAAGGGUUAAAAUGGCUUUUUAUACUAUUGCAUCUUAUGUACUUACCAUCAUUUCAUUGUGUUGUAAUUAAAAAAAAAAUAAAUCUGUCAAUAAAUAAGAGAACAGAAAAAAAGUUUCCUAAAGGCAUUGUGUUUUGCUUGGUACAUAUUACCAUAAGAUUUAUAGUUGCUGUUCUUUAGAUGCUGUAUUUACAUUACAAUCAGCUUUAGCCUCAGAAAAUGCAUGAAUAACAGAUAUUGAAAAUAUAGAGAGAUAUUAUGGAUAUAUCAGGGUAUAAAAAGGGUAAAAUAAGAAUUAGUUAAUUUUUCAAAUCAAAAUAGAGUAGAAUAUCUCAUUUAUAUGAGAAAGGUAGAGUGCCUAGCAGUGUACCUACUUCUGUAAUAUCUGAAGCGCUAUUCAUUAGACUUUACUGAUGCAGACCCUAUAAAAAAAUGAUGAACAGGUGACUAAAUUUCUUCCCUUCUUUUGUGA